Messenger RNA from Synchytrium microbalum, 1044 nucleotides. RefSeq lists its product as uncharacterized. The transcript has 8 exons. The coding region runs from base 1 to 1044 and encodes 347 amino acids. Gene Ontology annotation, molecular function: oxidoreductase activity. Lineage: Eukaryota; Fungi; Chytridiomycota; Chytridiomycetes; Synchytriales; Synchytriaceae. The record is from RefSeq and is a predicted model, not a curated record.
AUGUCUACCACCAUGCAGUACCGUUUCCUGGGCUCCAGUGGUCUAAAAGUCUCUGAAAUAUGUCUGGGCUCUACCUUCGUAAUGCCAGCAUCUUCGGAUCAAGCUGCAAACAUCAAGAUUGCAAUGACCACAAUGUCUGAAUUCGUCGCAGCCGGAGGUAACUUUAUCGAUACCGCGGAUGCAUACGGUAAUGGUGCCGCAGAGAAGAUGAUUGGAGGCUGGUUGAAAACCCAAAAGCGUGACGACAUCGUGUUAGCCUCAAAAGCAUUUAUGGUUAUGGGCAACGGUGUUAACGACCAGGGACUCUCUCGCAAGCACUUGACCAAAUCCCUUGAAGGAUCUCUCGCUCGUCUCGGCACAGAUUAUAUUGAUUUGUAUCAGUGCCAUUGUUGGGACAAGGGAACUCCCAUUCGAGAGACCCUGCUUACUCUUAAUGAUUUUGUCAGAGCUGGCAAAAUCAGAUACAUUGGUGUAUCCAAUUUCACUGGACAACAACUACAAAAGACUGUUGAUUUGGUUGCUUCCAUGGGACUCGAAAAGGUCGUGUCUAUUCAACAGGAAUAUUCGUUGUUGGAACGUAACUUUGAAUACGACUUGACUGAAUUGUGUGUUGAGGAAGAGGUUUCGUGUAUUGCUUGGUCGCCACUUAAAGCCGGGUGGUUGAGUGGAAAAUACACUCGAGCAAACUCUGGCUAUGCAGCAGGAAGUCGAGCUGAAUCUGCUGCUUCUUACUCUCCUGAAUACGCUGGGUUGGCAAACGAAAAGACCUUUGCUCUCAUGGAUGAAGUGACUGCUAUCGCCAAGGAAGUUGGCAAAUCCGCAACAGCAGUGUCAAUUAGAUGGUUGCUACAAAAGCCAGGUGUUGCAGCUGCCAUUAUCGGUGCACGCAAUCCUGAACAGUUAAAGGGCAAUCUGGAAGCAACAACCUUCCAAUUGACUAAAGCCCAAAUGGAUCGAUUGGACUCCCUGUCGGCUGUGCCCCUUAACUACCCAUGGAGAUUCAUCGAUGACGCCGCACCCAAUAAGACCCGUUCUAGAUUCUAA